Molecule: messenger RNA, 2600 nt
Organism: Galleria mellonella (greater wax moth)
Lineage: Eukaryota; Metazoa; Arthropoda; Insecta; Lepidoptera; Pyralidae
Gene: DCTN4-p62
Product: dynactin subunit 4
Exons: 8
Coding region: 86-1585 (499 amino acids)
Cellular component (GO): dynactin complex
Source: RefSeq, a predicted model, not a curated record
CUGUCAAUCAUAGAAUUUGUCAUCGAAAUAAUUUUGUAUAUACGGUUUUCUAAAAAUAUUUUCGUGUUAAAUUCUUUAAUAAAUCAUGGCUUAUUUAACUCAGCCAGAUUAUGUUAAAUAUAUUUGUUCAUGUGGACAAUUGAAACCAAUCACAAGUUUAUAUUUUUGUCGGCAUUGCUUGAAAAUUCGAUGCGGAUUUUGUAUUUGUCAUGAGGUGGAUUCCCAUUAUUGUGCAAACUGUCUGGAAAACAUGCCAUCUUCUGAAGCUCGGUUGAAGAAAAACCGGUGUAGCAGCUGUUUUGACUGCCCCAGUUGUUUUCACACUCUCUCGACGCGUGCUACCCUGGCCCAGCCCCGACAGGCGGCUCAGGAUGCGGCAGCAGGCGGCGACACUAAGGUGGAGAAUAAGCAGCCUAAAAAGAUGUACUACUUGUCAUGUUUUAAUUGUAGAUGGACAUCCAGGGAUGUUGGAAUUCCAGACCAACCUGUUGCAUCAGGUGGAUGGCCAGAAAGAACCAACCCCUUCACAACUCGAAUGAACCAACUGCUAGACUACUACAAGGCUAUAGCCCAGCAAGAGAAACAGGAGAAACUCGAGCGGGAGAGGAAGAAGUUUGCUAUUAGAGGGAAAUAUAUUACACUUACUGAUAAGACCGGGCUGACCGGUGCGAUGGCGCGUAACAUAGCGGGCUUGCCGUCCAGCGACGGCGGCUCGUCCUCCGCAAUCGCCAACUUCGUCGCCAGCCAGGCCAGCGAGGAUGUGGACGAGCUGCCGGAGGACAUAUACACUAAGGAGGUCAACUUGAAACAAAUAACGAGCAUGGCGCAGCGGCUGGCGUCGCCCGAGUGGCAGCCGGCCACGGUGUCGCGGCUGCAUCCGCUCGCCAAGCUGCUGAGCGUCAAGCGCAGCCAACGCUGCAGGGCCUGCGACCACAACCUCACCAAGCCCGAGUACAACCCGGGCUCUAUCAAGUUCAAGAUCGAACUACUCGCCUAUUAUCACGUUCCAGAAGUGAAGGUGAUAUCAUUUGAGACCAUAAAACCUGGUGAGAAGUCAGCUUUAUUGAUCAAGCUGACAAACCCGACUGGGCACGAGAUGCAGGUGCGCCUACUGCAGCCUGAGGACUUACCGCAGCCCGAGGAACGAGAGGAACCUAAGAGCAUAGAGAAAUCUCUGGAAAAAUCGCUUAAUUUAGAAAAGGAACCGCUACCCGAGACCGUUCCAGAUAAACCCAGCGGCGUCCGCGUACCGGCAAGUAGUCGCGUGUGUCCCCCAAGUAUGACGCUGUCUCUGCCCCAGCGCGACGACGCCGCCGAGUAUGACGACGAUGCGCACCACGACACUGACGACGUCAUCCUCUGGCGCAAAUCGAACAAGAUCGCGCUCAGGCUGGAGGUAGUGACAGAGUCGACAGUGGCGAGCGGCGUGCCCGCAAACGCGCUGCUGGCGCUCGAGUACUCGUACCGUAAUACUGUGCCGCCGCCGCCCACCGCGGGCGGCACACUCGCCGGCACCACACCAGCACCGCGGGACCACACGCUCUACACCACCGUACUGUUGGACCUCGGCGUCGUCAGCGGUUAGCGGCAUGUGAUACUUGCUGACGUAACUUUUUAAAUGCUUAUCAAUAAUGACGUUUCAUAUUGGGCCCAGUUAUAGUUUCCCAUAAAAGGAAACAAACGUAUUAGGAUCAUUGGAAGAAUAUAAUAAAAAUAAUUUAUUAAGUAUAUAUCAUAUACCAUUAUAAUGUUCCUUAUAUGUUUUGUUAACUACAUUAGUGAACCCUAAACCGAUCAAAAUAAAGUUUAAAAUUCACUAUCGAAAAACAUUAAUUAAAAACAGUAGAAAAUAAAGCCAAAACGGAUUAAUUAUAAUCAUAUAGUGUACAUUUACUGGGCGUAGACUUCAUAUAUUGCUGAAACAUCUAUCAUCAUCAUAAGCCUGUAGUCCACUGGUGGACAUAGCACCUCCUCCAAAUAACGUCAAUGAGCGCAGUAUUCAGUUUUUUGCUUCUAGUCUUUGCAUCUAACCCAUAUAACGUCGCUACACCAAGCUAGAGGUCGUUUGACACUGCGUUUACCAACUCGCGGUUUCCACUCCAGUUCUUGUCUACUACAAUGGUUAUAAUUUUACUACAUAUCCGGCCCUUUGCCAAUUCAGCUUGCAAGUUAUUUGAACUAAGUUUUCUUCUGUAAUCUUUUAGAAGAAAUAUCUAUCUUUUAGAAGAAGUAUUUAUGUAUCUAAUAUGUAUAAUUUAUUCAGUUGCUAAUUGAUACGUAGUCACCAUUCUGUCAUUAAUUACCAAUUGGUUUUAAAAUUAGCAACUAGACCACAUUAAUUGAAGCUGACUGUACGGAUAAGGAGAAAAUUAUGUCCAAAUACGUUUACCGUUUGAGACCUAUCUCUAAACAGUCUAUAACUUGGCAAAUUUUUAUUAAAAAAUGAAAUGGCAGCUUUUAAGCAUGCUUAAUGCAAUUGCUUGUAGCACUGUUGUAUAUUCAAUGACCAUAAAGUGUGAUAAUAAAUUAAAUUUUGUUAUGACACAAUGAAUUUUCAUAUUUGGAAUAGCAUAGUCAAUCAAUUUUUACAUUUUUUUUUU